Messenger RNA from Jaculus jaculus (lesser Egyptian jerboa), 519 nucleotides. RefSeq names its product DPY30 domain containing 1 (gene Dydc1). Gene Ontology annotation, cellular component: Set1C/COMPASS complex. The transcript is spliced from 6 exons. NCBI's taxonomy places the organism in Eukaryota, Metazoa, Chordata, Mammalia, Rodentia, Dipodidae. The record is from RefSeq and is a predicted model, not a curated record. Bases 1 to 519 code for a protein of 172 amino acids.
AUGGAGUCAACAUAUCUUCGAGGGUGCCUUGGAACCUGUCUGACUCAAGGUCUCGCAGAGGUGGCAAGAACUCGCCCAGUGGAUCCAGUUGAAUAUCUAGCCCUGUGGAUUUACAAGUAUAAGGAAAAUGAGAUCAUAGAGAAACAGAGGCAGGAGGAAAUGGCCAAGCUGGAACAGGAGAGGAUGCUAGCUCUGAUGGAGCAGGAGAUCUCGGAGCAGCUCAGAGCAGAAGAGAUGCUGUUUCAGCAGCAACAGCUGGCAAUCCAGCAGGAGAUGGAGAGGCAGAAAGAGGAAGAACUUCAGAGAGCUGGGCAGCAAUCACAAAGGGAGGCAGCAAUGUACAUGGAUAACACAGCUAGGGACGAGGAUUGGCUAAUUUCAGAGGAAGAAAGGAUAGAGUCAAGGAAAACCCUCGCUGAGAUCAGCGAUCGAUACGGCGCGCCCAACUUGAGCCGAGUGGAGGAACUCGACGAACCCAUGUUAUCCGAUGUUGCAUUAAACAUGGAUCAAGAUUUGUAG